Manihot esculenta (cassava) is the source of this 1669-nucleotide messenger RNA. RefSeq names its product zinc finger protein VAR3, chloroplastic. The record is from RefSeq and is a predicted model, not a curated record. The transcript has 7 exons. Gene Ontology annotation, molecular function: mRNA binding. Bases 161 to 1450 code for a protein of 429 amino acids. NCBI's taxonomy places the organism in Eukaryota, Viridiplantae, Streptophyta, Magnoliopsida, Malpighiales, Euphorbiaceae. Gene Ontology annotation, cellular component: cytoplasm.
AAAACUUUUCCUUUCCUUAUUUUCCUUCCGCCCACCGUGAAAUAUCCAAACAGUGUAAUAGCUAAAACCCUGCAGAAAUCCUUUUGCCGCCUUCGAGCUCCUCAGCAGACCUCUCUCGUCCUUGCGCAGCUUCACUGUUUCCUCCUACUAAAGAAUCAAAAUGGCAGCUUCCAAAUUGUUAUUCUCUCGCAGUUUACUCUUCCGCUCUAACGCCCACACAGUUCUCUUUCCAAUCCCUUCACUUCUUCCAUCCAAAUCCCUCCAAUUCCAUCGGCUCUGUUCCUCCGCUGCCCUCCGCUCUGAUACCACUGAAACCUUAAAUUCCCUUCAACAACACCACCCCUGGCCUGAGUGGGUCUCCUUCGUAGACCGACUAAAGUCCAAGGGUUACUUCACUCCCAAUGUCACAAAUGAUGAUGCUACUGAGAGUAUUUACAAGGACAUGAAUCAAUUGAAAGACCCUUGUCUUAGCUUUGCUCGGGAUAGAUAUGAUUUAUUAAAGUCAUUGUCUGUGGGGGAGAUUCAAACAGUUCUGGAGGGUGGAUGUCCCAAUCUUUUUAGAAAAGUAGUGAAUUCUGCGAAAAGGUUGAGGGCCUACAUGGCAUUGGAUGAAGGAGAGGUUUGUGGGGCCUGCGAUCUGCGUGGAUCUUGUGACAGGGCUUAUGUGAUACUGAAGGAUGAUGAAGGAAAUGCUCGAACUGCGGAUAUAAUGCGAAUUCUAAUGUUCUAUGCACUAGAUCCACUCGUUAUUUCAGGGGAGGAAAAGCCUCCUGGUAGAGAAGUUGUUGAAGCAGCUGUAAGAAAGCUGCUCUCUGAGUUGAUUGAAUUAAGUGAAAAAACCCCUGAUCCACCAGUACUGAUGCCUGCUCCAAAAGCUGCCCAUCAGAAGAAACAAGAGAGGAGAUUUAGGGAUAACAAGGAGCCUCCUUUAUCUGAUGCAAUAUUAGAUGAAAAACUGUCUCGCGAUGUUGAAAUGAAGAGGGGAGAUUGGAGCUGUGCCAAAUGCAACUUUAUGAACUUCUCUAAAAAUAUACGAUGCCUAAAAUGUAACGGAGAAGGUCCCAAAAAAGUUGAUGUUGACGCUGAAAUGAAGCAAGGAGAUUGGAUAUGCCCCAAGUGUGAUUUCAUGAAUUUCUCUAGAAAUAUAAGAUGCCUAAAGUGCAAAACAGAGGGUCCAAAGAGAGUUGCUGUAAAUGAAGCACAAAUGAAGCCAGGAGAUUGGAAUUGCCCAGAAUGCGGAUUCAUGAACUUUGCAAACAAUAAGAUGUGUUUGCGCUGUCGAGAACAACGGCCUAAGAGACAGCUGAUUCCUGGAGAUUGGGAAUGCCCAGCGUGUGAUUUCUUGAAUUACAGUAGGAAUGUCUCCUGCAGAAAGUGCAAUCAUGAACGUCCAAAAGAAGCAACAACAGAGUCAAAGUAUGAAGAGCGGAUUUGGAGGAGCCCUCGUUAGUUGGGAAACUGAGCAGUGUUCUGUCAAUUUUGGAGAUGAUCAAGGACCGUCACAGUAUGAUGUAUAGCUUGUUUGGAAUUGUAGUUUAUACUUAUUCUUUUCUUUAAAAAACAUUUGUAGUUUUAUAUGUUGUGGGAAAAAAAAGGAUGUAAACUUAUUUGAAAUGCUCUCCAGUUCCUGUUGGAAAUUAUUAGUACCAUGCCCCUGUUAAGAAACAAA